Molecule: messenger RNA, 2018 nt
Organism: Schistocerca americana (American grasshopper)
Lineage: Eukaryota; Metazoa; Arthropoda; Insecta; Orthoptera; Acrididae
Product: ELAV-like protein 1
Exons: 9
Coding region: 123-1352 (409 amino acids)
Cellular component (GO): ribonucleoprotein complex
Molecular function (GO): RNA binding
Source: RefSeq, a predicted model, not a curated record
GGUACGCAGGGUGUAGCUCCGCCACAAACGCUCCCGGGCUUCAGUUGCAGCAUAGCGUUGUGCGAGUCAACGUGAAACUUCCCAUCGUCUUCUCAGCUCACCUAGAUUUCAUAGAAAGCAAAAUGAUGCAAAAUGGCAUGGACGCAGUGCCCCAACAGAACGGCACUAUGCACACAAAUUCGUCAACGUCUUCAUCUUCAAAUUCACACAAUUCCUCUUCGCAAACUAAUACGGGUGGACAACAAGAAGAAAGUAAGACGAAUUUGAUUGUCAAUUAUCUGCCACAGACAAUGACCCAAGAAGAAAUCCGCUCCUUGUUCUCGUCUAUCGGUGAAGUUGAGAGCUGUAAACUCAUCCGUGACAAAGUUACAGGACAAAGUCUGGGAUACGGAUUUGUGAACUACCAUCGACCUGAAGAUGCAGAGAAGGCCAUUAAUACUCUGAAUGGCUUGCGGUUACAGAAUAAGACCAUAAAGGUUUCAUAUGCACGGCCAAGCAGUGAAGCCAUCAAAGGAGCAAACCUGUAUGUCAGUGGGCUGCCAAAAAACAUGACACAGCAGGACUUGGAAAAUCUGUUCAGUCCAUAUGGCAGGAUAAUUACUUCACGAAUUCUUUGUGACAAUAUCACUGAAACCAGCGAAAAAACAAGCAGUUCCGAGCCAGAAUCCAUGGAGCCUACUUCCUUAACGCUCCGCCAAUUUGUCAGUGGAGCCGGAGACAGUUUACCCUGUCUGUCUAAGGGUGUUGGCUUCAUUAGAUUUGACCAACGUAUUGAAGCUGAACGUGCAAUCCAGGAACUUAAUGGCACUGUUCCAAAAGGUUCCACAGAAGCCAUCACAGUGAAAUUUGCAAAUAAUCCAAGCAACAACAACAAAGCAAUCCCUCCUUUAGCAGCUUACUUAGCUCCUCAAGCUCGGCGCUUUGGCGGACCGAUUCACCACCCGACGGGGCGCUUCAGGUACAUUCCACUGUCACCACUCUCCAGCACUGGCAAGACCAUGCUAGCCAUAAACAAAGGCUUACAGAGGUAUUCACCGCUAGCUGGAGAUCUGCUUGCCAAUUCAAUGCUACCAGGAAAUGCUAUGAAUGGCUCAGGAUGGUGCAUCUUCGUGUACAACUUGGCACCGGAAACAGAAGAAAAUGUCCUAUGGCAACUGUUUGGCCCAUUUGGUGCAGUACAGAGUGUUAAAGUUAUUAGAGACCUCCAAACCAACAAGUGCAAAGGUUUUGGCUUUGUAACGAUGACAAAUUAUGAUGAAGCUGUAGUAGCUAUCCAGUCACUAAAUGGAUACACUUUGGGAAAUCGUGUCUUGCAGGUGUCGUUCAAAACAAACAAAAGCAAAACCACAUAAGUGGCUGAAAGAACUUGUACAGCUGCUGUCACAUUGGCUGCUGUAGUGCAUUUUGCGUGACCGUGCUAGUCAUAAGCUGAAGCAGGUGAGAAGGCUGCACUUGUUUAAUAAUGAUCACUCUAUGAAACCAGGAAUUGUGGACCUAAUAAUUGUUGGUGAUUAGUCCAUUUGGUUGCUAGAUUUCCCUUAUCCUCCCUGCUCAUCCUUGUUCCCUUUCCCCAUCAGCCAUUCCAAUCCCUCUGUUCUUCGCAGUUCCAUAGAGUUUUUAGUGUCCUUUCUGAAAUAAUUUUUGGAACAAAUGCAGCUUUCCAGAAGGGUUAACUUUCCAGGUGUAUUAUGGUUUUAUUGCCCAAUAAUAUACUUGACUAUAACUGAUAAAACGCAGCCAACUUUGAGCUAGUCAAGACUAGUGCAAGUCAUGUGUUUCCUAAAGAAAGGUGUAUGAGGAGCAAAGUGGCAUUUUAUAAAAUCCUCCUCAUUCUCCUUGGUGGCAAUUCUAGACAUUUUAUUAUGUAAUUUAUUAAAUAUUUUAAUCAGUAAUGUUACUCAAGCUGUGUGCAAACUGGACAUUCGAUACUUCAGUGUCCAGCAUUGCAAGCCAAAGAAUAUGUUGUAAACUGUAUCUUAAGAUAUAUGAAGCAGCUAUUAAUGCUAUCAUUUUGUAGG